GUUCAAAACCCUGAGAUGCAUUUUUACUUUCGGGAGCUGGCUUACCCACCUCGUCACAGUGUUAAGCAGAUGGGAUCUACUUUUUGAGGGAAGUUUUACACGGAGUCUUUCAGUGUAACUCCAUUUGACGGCUGUUUCUAUGGCAACAGGGUAGCCCUCCGUAAUGAAUGCCAUUUCUCAUUUUCUUCAAAUAAUCCUUUAAAUGACAUUGUGAAGGAGAAGCAGCAAUUGUUCAGCAUCUCCAUGAACUAUUCCAGAGCUGAUGUGCUGAUACUCAGGCAUUAAGCCCUAACUAUGCAGGACUCGGGGGACCUUGAGGCUCAGCUGGCCUGUAAGGAGAGAGAGUGGAAAGAGCUGCAGGCCCUGCGCAUCCAGCAGUUGGAGACUGCACUGGCCGAAGCCACUAGCCAACUUUUCAGCCAAAGAGAACGCUUCUCGCAACUCCGUGAUGACUUCCAGUAUAACCUGCGUGUGCUGGAAGAGAGGGAUAGAGAGCUGGAAGUCUAUGAUGCCAUGGCUGUUCAAGUUCGCACUGAAGAGAGUGCUCGACAUGAGGAGCUCAGUGAACUUAGGAUACAGGUAGCAAGACUCCAGGAAACCAUAGGAGAGGAGAGGAGACAGAAUCAAGAUCUGCAGGCACAGUAUCAGAAGAGAGGUGUGGAGCACAGACUUCAACUGGAAAGAAUACAGAGUGUAAAAGAGGACGAGAUACAAAAACUCAGGGAGGAGAAUGAGGCACUGAAACGGGAUCUCCAGCGGCGAAUACAGGAAUCUGAAGGGGAGCUGGCACUGCAGAAACAGGAAAUGAUGGCAGACUUUGACAGUGAGAUGAGAAAGCGGGAGCAUGAGUUUAAUCUGAGGCUGGACGAGAUGCACAAUGUUGUACUGUCCCAUGAGCUUAAGGUGAAGCUCCUGAGCAAAGAACUGGAGGUCCAUGCCCAAGCACACAGCCAGGCUACUGAAGCCCUUCAGAUGUCUGAGGAGCUCUGUCAGCAAGCUCAGAAAGAAAUCCUGAACAGAGACUGGGACCUCAAGAACACAGCUGCCGUCAAAAACUCUAGAAUAAAAGAGCUUGAGGAAAAGCUGAAGCAGAUGGAAGCCAAGCAAAAAAGGGAAGCAGAAGUCAACAACAGGAAGCAUGCAGAGCUGGAACGAAGAGCUAGGGAGAGAGAAGCUGCUCUGGGGGCCAUGAAGGAGGCCCAUUGCUGUGACCUGCGGGAGGAGAAGAAAAAGGCCACAGAGUUACAGACCCGGCUGGAAAGACUGUACUUGGAGCAGGAGAGCCGAGAAAAGGGCCAUGAAAACGACCUCCAACACAGAGAUCAGCAGAUACAAGAGCUCCGCACACAGCUGGAGAAGACGCAGGCUGGCUGGGAUGCUUACAUCACGCAGGUCUCCAAAGAGACGGUUGCCAAGGACACAGAGCUGCUGUCUGCGGGGGAGAGAGAGGCUAAAGUGAGAGCAGAGCUACAGAAGUGUAAAGAGGAUGUGGAGAGAUAUAAGCAGCAGUUGGCCAGUGGCAUUCAGAGAGAGCAAGCUCUGGAGAAGAAGCGUGUGCAGCUGGAGCUGGAUUGGGAGCGGAGGUGUGAGGAAGUACGUGCUGAACACUACCUUAAGAGCGAGGAGCUUAUCCAGGGUCUGACCCAGGCUAGAGAUCAGGUAACCGCUGAACUGAGGGAGAAGGAGCGAGAGCUGCUAGAGACUGUGACUUUGCUGAAAAGUGUCACCAUAGAGCGAGACAAGGCAUUAUCUAUGGUCAAGAUUUCUCCAAGCACAGUUUCUCAGGCGGCUGGAGAGGAGCGGAAUUCUUUCCCCUCAGAGGAGAUCCGACGAUUGCAGCAGCAGAACAGCAGCCUGAGAGAGGUGAUUGCUGAGAUGAGAAGGCAAAUGGAGACCCUUAGCAAAGAGGUUCCCCCAGCUCAGAAUGUAACCCUAACCCAGCAUCCUGACCCAGAACCCAUCAUCACAGGGACUACAGAAUACAGUCAGGCCCUGGAGGAAGAAUUACAAAACCUAAAGGCCAAAUGCAGACGCCUUGAGGACCAAUUAGAUGAGGUUUCCAAGACAAAUAAUCCCAUUCCUACUUCUGAUCAUCAGCUCCCUGUUUCUCCUGAAAAUGCCUACCUUCAAAACCACAUUAAGUCACUUAAUGAGACCAUAGGUGGUCUGCGAGUUGAAAAAGUAGCCAGUGCUGCAACUUUGAAGAAACAGGAGGUCAGGCUUGCACAUUUGGAGUCUAUGGUGGUUAAUCUCACACAACAGUGUCACUCAAGACAAAUAGAGAAUGAGGCUCUUCGUGUGGAACUGGCCAAUCAUAAGAGAGAAUCGGCAGCCGAAAAAGCAAGUCUGAAACAAAAAAUAGCUGCUGCUGACAUGCAAUUGGAGGAGGUGAAAAGAGAAGCAGAGGAAUACCAAAAAGGCAGCCUUAUUCAUAAUCUGGAAACAGUAGCCCUGGGCAACCAGGUGUCUGCACUGAAACUGGACAUUGCAAGCAGGAGGGAGCCCAUUGUUUUGCAACAGAGUGAGAUGGUAAAACAGCUUCAGGAGGAAAACCUCAGUCUGAGGCAGCAGCUGCUGCUGUUGCAUUGUUCUGGCAGAGGGGACGUUGCUGGCGAUGCCAAUCUGCUUCAGUCCAAACUCAAACAGGCAGCUCACUGGAUCUCUCGUCUCAGCCAGGACAAACGGCAGCUCAUUGAAAUGGGCAACCGACUCCGGGCUCAGCUGGCCGAGACAGGAGUAGCCACAUCCAAGCCUAUCCUUAGUCUUCAGGAAAAAGAAUCCCAAAAAGCUGUGCCUGAAACCCAGACCCAGAGUCGCCUGUCUACCCUGGAACAACUUCAGUACAAGCUUACAACUCAGGAGCUCCAGUAUGCACAGAGAGAUCAGAGCAAGAAAAACCCUAUUAUUGUCCGCCCCCACUAUUCUGGUAGUGAGAGUGGAGACAAAGGCAAAACCAGCAAUCCAUGGGACCCACCAACAAAACUCCAGCACUCAUUUAGUAAAGAAAACACCCCCCCAGCACAACCUGAGGUUCCUGUGCACCUGGCCAGCUCUCCCCAGACCUUACUGUCAUCCAUGGGCACUGAUGAGUCCCUGCAGGACGUGUGGCAGAUACUUGAGCAUGGAUUGAGUCCCACAAUGCUCACUCCUAGUGACAGUGACCACAAAGAUGGGGUUUCUGCAUCAGCCAGAGGUGAACAGGAAGCACACACAGGACUACCAGUUCGAAUUCAGGGCUUAAACCCAGCAGUCCAGGAAAGAAAAAAACAAGUCAGAACUGAAUCUGCACCUGUUAAAAAGCUGAGGCCUGCUGGUAAGGUGGUCAAGAUUCGCAAUUACAAUAUUAAAGACUGAAAAUAAAGUAGUUAUGAAAUUUUAUACCACCCUUUGAAUUUAGAUUUCAGGUACAAUUUUCAGGCCCAUGACUUUUUACAGACCAUGUUUUAACCAUGUCCUAUUGUGCCACUUAAAUUUGCCUUUGAAAAGUAAGGACUAUUUUGUUAACUCAGGUUUUAAAAGGCAGAAGUAGCUUUUCCUCAGUUCCUUAAAAGGGAAUGCUAAACACAGCAGUGUAUACAUUCCUCUUUCUCUCAAGAAUGUGACUUAAUGCUUAAAGAAUGCACUGAUAAUAAUUAGGAAAAACAAUGUGACUUUUUAAUGAUAUGUUUUUAUUAAAUAAAACACUUGUUUUGUA
Molecule: messenger RNA, 3694 nt
Organism: Astyanax mexicanus (Mexican tetra)
Lineage: Eukaryota; Metazoa; Chordata; Actinopteri; Characiformes; Acestrorhamphidae
Gene: ccdc57
Product: coiled-coil domain containing 57
Exons: 21
Coding region: 295-3354 (1019 amino acids)
Source: RefSeq, a predicted model, not a curated record